AUGGCUAUUAUUAUCGGUUCCAACUUUGGCUACUGCGUUCUGGCAGCAAUUGGCAUUGCGCUCCAGUGCGGAUUCACCGGCCACGCCGUCAUGAAGGCCCGCAAGAAGUUCAAGGUUGACUACCCCGACAACGGCAGCGGCCGGUAUGCCGCCAAGCUGACCGAAGAGGACUGGCUCAAGUUCAACAAUAUCAAGCGUGUCAACGACAACUACACCGAGCAGAUCAGCAUCGUGCUCAGCAUGCUGCUGAUGUCCGGCCUAUACAUGCCUAGGGCUGCUGCCGCCUUCGGUGUUAGCUAUAUGGUGGGCCGCUACAUCUACGGUCGCGGAUACAUUGCUGGCGGCUGUAAGGGUCGGGCUCCCGGUGCCAUGGUGAUGAUGUUUUCGAUGCUGUCCAUGGUGGGCAUCGCCGGUUAUAAUGCCGUUACGACCACGAUUCUGGCCUAA
Messenger RNA from Kickxella alabastrina, 447 nucleotides. RefSeq lists its product as uncharacterized. The transcript has a single exon. The record is from RefSeq and is a predicted model, not a curated record. Gene Ontology annotation, cellular component: nuclear envelope; endoplasmic reticulum; membrane. NCBI's taxonomy places the organism in Eukaryota, Fungi, Kickxellomycota, Kickxellomycetes, Kickxellales, Kickxellaceae. Gene Ontology annotation, molecular function: glutathione transferase activity; glutathione peroxidase activity. Bases 1 to 447 code for a protein of 148 amino acids.